CCCUCUUCUCCAACAUCCAUGGCUACACCAUGUUCACCAAGGAAAAACAAGGGUCACUUGGAUGGUAAAUCAACUCAGUCAUAUGGACCAUGUUACCAUUGGCAUCUCCACAUCAAGCUGCUGGUUCACUGUAUUAUUCUGCUUUUGUUGUCGAGCCACUGUUAUUCUGACAACAAGCCUGAUGUUGAAGGCGAAGCUUUAAUCGAACUUCUAAAAGCUCUAAAUGACACCGAUGGGAUAAUCACAGAUUGGAAUGACUUCUUGGUUAGCCCUUGCUAUAGUUGGUCACAUGUUAUCUGUGAUCAUAAAUCCGGAAAUGUCAUAUCCUUGAGCUUGGGUUCGAUCGGAUUUUCAGGGACGCUCUCACGUUCGAUAACCAAACUGAAGUUUUUGACCAACUUGGAUUUGCAUGAUAAUAAUUUAUCGGGUGAAUUACCCGAUUACGUUAGUAGCUUGGUGAAUUUGCAAAAUCUGAAUCUUUCACGAAAUAAGUUUAGUGGCUCUAUUCCCACCUCUUGGGAUCAACUCUCCAACCUCAAAUAUCUGGAUCUAUCUUCCAACAACCUAAGAGGAAAAAUUCCUGAAAAAUUAUUCUUGGCUCGGGUAUUCAACUUUACGGGAACAUCUCUCGAUUGUGGCACCACGCUGCAACAACAUUGUGUUUCGAGUCCCUCUAUUUCAAGUUCUCCUAAUAAGUCGAAACUAAAGUUGGUUACUAUCGGCGCGACCUGUGGGGCCCUCGUGCUUUUGUUGUUUGGUGCCAUCUUUUUACACCGAUUCAACCUUAAGCGGAAGCUUAACCGUGAUUUGUAUGUUGACGUAGAAGGUGAAGACGACAGUAAAGUUUCGUUUGGCCAACUUAGAAGAUUUUCAUGGCGUGAAGUGCAACUCGCAACUGACAACUUUAAUGAAAGCAAUAUCAUUGGAAGAGGAGGGUUCGGGAAAGUUUAUAAAGGCGUUAUUGCCGACAACACGAAAGUUGCGAUCAAAAGACUCACUGAUUAUCAGAGUCCCGGUGGAGAGGCAGCAUUCUUACGGGAAGUUCAGUUGAUAAGUGUUGCGGUUCAUCGGAAUCUUCUUAGGUUGAUCGGGUUUUCUACGACAUCAUACGAAAGAGUGCUCGUGUAUCCGUUUAUGCAAAAUCUCAGCGUCGCAUAUCACUUACGAGAUUUGAAAAUGGGAGAGAAAGGUUUGGAUUGGACAACAAGAAAACGUAUAGCUUUUGGUGCCGCUCGUGGCCUGGAAUACUUGCACGAGCAUUGCACGCCCAAGAUUCUUCAUCGGGAUCUGAAAGCAGCAAAUAUCCUUUUAGAUGAUGAUUUUGAACCGGUUCUUGGUGAUUUUGGGUUAGCAAAACUUGUGGAUCCCAGCGUGACUCAUAUUACGACUCAAGUACGUGGAACCAUGGGACACAUUGCUCCCGAAUACUUGUCUACCGGAAAAUCGUCAGAAAAAACAGAUGUUUUUGGAUACGGUAUAACGUUGUUGGAACUUGUAACUGGACAGCGUGCAAUCGAUCUGUCUCGGCUAGAAGACGAGGAAGAUGUUCUUCUUCUUGAUCAUAUCAAGAAAUUGCUUAGGGGAAUGCGGCUCACCGAUAUCGUGGAUCCAAACCUCACGGUUUAUGAUGCAAAAGAAGUCGAAACGAUGCUUCAAGUUGCAUUGUUAUGCACCCAAGGUUCACCCGAAGAUCGUCCCAAAAUGGGAGAGAUCAUUCAUAUGCUACGAGGCCAGGGUUUGGCGGAGCGAUGGGCAGAGUGGGAACAGAUCGAAGAAGUUAGAAAUGAAGAGUUCUCUCGUUUGUCACACCAAUUUGCUUGGGGUGAAGACUCAACACAGGAUCAAGAAGCAAUACAAUUGUCACAAGCCAGAUAAAAGUUAUCCGACUAAGAACUUGGAGAUAAAACCGUUUAUACUAAAAAAGGAUUACGUGAACAUGUAAUAAAGUUUUAGUGUAUUUGGGAUUGGGUGUGUGUAUUGUAAGCCUAUGUGAGAUUUUGAUGCUUAUUAUAUAUAUACUUAUUAGAUGUGUUG
This is a messenger RNA of Cynara cardunculus var. scolymus (artichoke), 2034 nucleotides long. RefSeq names its product probable LRR receptor-like serine/threonine-protein kinase At5g63710. Gene Ontology annotation, biological process: protein phosphorylation. Bases 19 to 1875 code for a protein of 618 amino acids. NCBI's taxonomy places the organism in Eukaryota, Viridiplantae, Streptophyta, Magnoliopsida, Asterales, Asteraceae. The transcript is spliced from 11 exons. Gene Ontology annotation, molecular function: ATP binding; protein binding; protein kinase activity. The record is from RefSeq and is a predicted model, not a curated record.